This is a messenger RNA of Gracilinanus agilis (Agile Gracile Mouse Opossum), 1529 nucleotides long. It is a transcript of the gene B3GAT3, whose product is annotated as beta-1,3-glucuronyltransferase 3. Gene Ontology annotation, cellular component: Golgi membrane. Gene Ontology annotation, biological process: chondroitin sulfate proteoglycan biosynthetic process; carbohydrate metabolic process. The coding region runs from base 84 to 1091 and encodes 335 amino acids. NCBI's taxonomy places the organism in Eukaryota, Metazoa, Chordata, Mammalia, Didelphimorphia, Didelphidae. Gene Ontology annotation, molecular function: galactosylgalactosylxylosylprotein 3-beta-glucuronosyltransferase activity. The record is from RefSeq and is a predicted model, not a curated record. The transcript has 6 exons.
AGGCCAGGAGGAGGAGGUGUCUACCCCUCAUCCCGGACCCUGUGGCGGCCCGGCCUCGUCUAUUCGGGCCUUCAGCCCCGGUCAUGAAGCUGAAGCUGAAGAACGUCUUUCUCGUCUACUUCUUAGUGUCCCUGAGCGGCCUCCUCUACGCGCUCCUGCAGCUUGGCCAGCCUUGUGACUGCUCCCCACACCUUCGGGCAGCAGCAGAACACUUACGCAGGAAAGACCUUAAGAUCUCCCAGUUGCAAGCUGAGCUUGGCCGGCCACCUCCUGCCCCCGCCCAGCCCCCGGAACCCGAGGCUUUGCCCACCAUCUAUGUGGUGACUCCUACCUAUGCCAGGCUGGUACAGAAGGCUGAGCUGAUCCGCUUGUCACAGACCCUGUCCUUGGUACCCAGACUACACUGGGUGCUGGUGGAGGAUGCUGAGGCCCCUACUCCACUGGUGUCAGGGCUCUUGGCAGCCUCUGGCCUCAGAUUCACUCACCUGGUAGCCCUCACACCUAAAAGCCAGCGGCUUAGAGAAGGGGAGCCAGGCUGGGUCCGGCCCCGGGGUGUGGAGCAGCGAAAUCGAGCCUUGGCCUGGCUCCGAGGAAAAGAGACUGCAGCUGGUGGGGAAAGGGAGCCGCCCCCUGUAGGGGCUCGUGGGGUCGUGUACUUUGCUGAUGAUGACAACACCUAUAGCCGGGAACUCUUUGAGGAGAUGAGAGGAACCAGAGGUGUUUCAGUGUGGCCGGUGGGGCUGGUCGGUGGCCUCCGGUUCGAGGGACCCCAAGUGCAGGGGGGCCAGGUGGUGGGCUUUCACACAGCCUGGGAGCCUGACCGGCCCUUCCCUCUGGACAUGGCUGGCUUCGCUAUAUCACUAUCUCUUCUUCUGUCUCGGCCUGGGGCCCAGUUUGACCCCACAGCCCCCCGGGGCCACCUGGAGAGCAGUCUCCUCAGCCAUCUCAUCGACCCCAAGGAUCUGGAACCCCGGGCUUCCAACUGCACUCGGGUGCUGGUGUGGCACACAAGAACUGAGAAGCCCAAGAUGAAACAGGAAGAGCAGCUGCAGAGACAGGGACGGGGCUCAGACCCUGGCAUCGAAGUGUGACCAGGGCUGCCGCUGACCUCACAUGAUGAUGAGACUCCCUGGGAUGUAGGUAUGCUUCGAAGAGUUGGCUCUCUCAUCUUCCAAGGACCUUCCAGAGCCAGGGCCUACCCCCAUAGGUCUGGUAGCCCCACACAGUGACUAUUCCCAGGGCUCCUCCCUCCCCCCACUUUGUUGCCAGGAAGAGCUUGCCAAAGAGGACAAGAGGACAAGUGGACAGUGGUCAUGUGCCAGCUCAGCCCCUGGGUGGGGAAGACAUCCAAGGACAGAUGGACUCAGCUGGAAGAACAGGGACAUUUGCCCCAUGAGCGGUGCUGUUUAGUUUCUCAGUGGGCAUGGGCAUGCAUUUCAGGGCCUGAUCAGAAGGGGGCUGAUGGGUCCCUCCCCACAGUGAGCAUGUUCCCCCAUUCCUACCUCCAGAAUAAAGUAUGUCAAUCGUGA